This is a messenger RNA of Drosophila grimshawi, 988 nucleotides long. Its product is annotated as chymotrypsin-2. The transcript is spliced from 4 exons. Gene Ontology annotation, molecular function: serine-type endopeptidase activity. Lineage: Eukaryota; Metazoa; Arthropoda; Insecta; Diptera; Drosophilidae. The record is from RefSeq and is a predicted model, not a curated record. The coding region runs from base 1 to 867 and encodes 288 amino acids. Gene Ontology annotation, biological process: proteolysis.
AUGAGCUACCGUCCUUUUUUUACCAAACUUCUCUUGCUGUCUGUGUUUCUAAGGACACAUUCGGAACUCGAUGGCAGCAAUGAUCUCGAAGAUGAAAUAUCCGCAUCACUUACUGAUACAAUAGAGAAGAACUUUCUUAACGGAAGGACGACCGGCAAGAGCAGCACAAAUCCAACCUUAACUUCUACAAUGACAUCAACAAAUACUUCUAGUACUCAGAAAAUACCUAUACGAUAUCCAUUUAUGGUAUCCAUACAGAUAAUUGAGAACGGAAAGUACAAACAUCUAUGCGGUGGCACAAUUCUGAACAAAUAUUUUGUGAUAACAGCGGCCCACUGUACUUUAUUGCCUCAACAGCUCUAUGCCAAAAAUUUGUUUGUGAUCGGUGGCUCUAAUAUGCUCUACGAUAGAAAGUCAAUUCGUUUCCGUGUGCGGGAGUUGAAAAGGCAUCCAAAAUUCCAGCCAUUCCAUGCAAUCGAUUUUAGGCAGAGUUACAGAGUAGAUAAAGACUUACACUUAAUUUUACUUGGCUGGGGCCGCACUAAAGUCCAAACGCCCAAGAAUAUAGAAGUUGUGCAUUUUCGUACCAUGUCCAAUGCAAAAUGUUUUGUGAAUUAUAAAUUUAAAUACUUGAAAAAUGGGGACAUCUGUGCUAAUAACACAAAGGGAGACCGAGGAGCCUGUGAUGGUGAUUCCGGUGGACCACUAAUCGAUGAGCAGCUAAAUUAUCUACAUGGUGUACUCUCCUAUGGCCGCAAGCCCUGUGUGAAAGGUAGAAUUUAUGUCUUCACAAGGAUGAGCGAAUAUAUCGGUUGGAUCAAAAGACAAAUGGGGAAAAUGACGGUGAAGAAACCAAUUCGUAGAUAGGUACAUAUACCAGAAAGAUUUCCACCUCUCUCUGUUUUCGCUUAAUAUAUUCAACUUAAUUCCCAAUUGACACUUUCAAAACGUUUCAAAAUGCAAAUAAAAGAAGUCACUUAAAAAAUUA